AUGAAUCAUUCAACUAAUAAAAAGAGAGGAAAUCUUUUUUAGGCAAAUCAAAGUUUAGUUUCAUCAGCUUCAUAAAAGACUCAAAAGACCUCAAAUACAUAGAUUGCAGCCUCUAGUAAAUAAAAUUCUAAGGCAAAGAUUACUCCCAAUAACCUCAAAGAAGAAACCAAAGAUAAAAUGAAUGCUACUUUAAACAGUAAAAGUUCAAUAGCAAGCCAAUAACAAUUCAAUAAGUAUGAAUAAAAGAUCAUGAAUAUUGACUUAUCACAAAUUUCUAAUACUACUGGAAAUUCAAACGGAAAAAGAGCUAAUCUAUUUAAUGAAAAAUCUACUAGUAGGGAACGCAUUUAUACAAGAAAAACUGUGCAAGGACAUUAUGAUUAAGCCUAGAAUCAAAACGAAAUAGAUCUUUAUAAUACUCCUUCCUUCAAUAUAAGGGUUGAUAAAAAUAAUACUCCUUCCUUCAAUAUAAGGGUUGAUAAAAAUGCUUUAAGAAGCAAUUAGAACUAGCAGAAUGAAAUGCUCAAUUUGAAUAACUUUAUUGAAGAAUCAAAGAAUCAAUAGCAGUAAUAAAAGCAGAUAUUAUAAGAUUUUCCAUUCUUAUAAGCUCAAAAGACAUUAAAUUUGCCUUACUAAAACUUAAGUCAGCCUUAAAUUGUGAAGGGAUCUGGAGGCAUGAAUGAUGAUGAAAACUCAGAGGAAGAAAAGGAAAUUAGAGACUUAUAAUCUGUUACUUCAUAAAAUUUACUCUCUUAGGAUUAUUUCAAUCCAUUCAGUAAAAAAUCAUAGCCAAACUUUAUGAGCAUGAACAACAAUACACCUUAAGCCAAUUCAGUUAUGCAGACAAGAAAUUAAAACAAUCACGGACUUGGAGCUAAUUUUUUCGAUGGGUUAGAAACAGUGUCUUAAUCCUAAGUCUCUUAUAGCCCAAGAUUUAAUGCUAACAAUAAUAGAAGGGAGGAGUCUGCUAGCUUUCAACCUGAGGUUAUUAAUUAAAAUAACGUAGCUGAUAGCUGA
Messenger RNA from Stylonychia lemnae, 1017 nucleotides. The record is from the annotation of a GenBank genome assembly. NCBI's taxonomy places the organism in Eukaryota, Ciliophora, Spirotrichea, Sporadotrichida, Oxytrichidae.